GGGCAAACAAAAUGGCGGACAAAAACAGUAGAAAAAAUUGAAAAUAUGCCUUCAUAAGUCACUCUACUUGGUGUUUUUAUAACAGAAUAUAUACAAUAAAUAACCGCCUAUAAUCUGUGUAUACUCACGCUCGAGAAAGUCUUCUAAAUAAUGCAUUUUCGUAAAAAAACGCCGUCCAAUUUUGUUUUCUUCUUUAUUCUGAAAGCGACGCCAUGUUGUUUUUGGCGGAUCUCCGCUGGUACCGUUGCACGUAGAUUCGGAACUUUGGACAGAAAAUCGAAAAAGCUGAAAAAACAUUAAAAGUUCUUUUGUGUGGAAAUUUUGCAGAAAAUUUAAAGACGAUCGCAUAUUUUUGUGUUAAUUUAGUAAGACUGGAGUAUGAGGGUUCUUUCUGCGUCGUUUAAACGCUCAUUUUGCAAAGGAAAAGCGGGAUUCGGGUCGGCAUUUCGUGCAGUCUCAGCGAGCUCGUCUUGCGCAGGGUAUGCGACGAACGCGAAGGUUUGUAAUUAUUCAAUAUAUCUCGCAAAAAUGCUUUAAAGAUUUUCUUGUUUUAUUAAGAAAUGAUUGACUAAUAGCGCUUUUGCAUAACACUUUAGCAGUACAAUAGUGCCAUACUGCCAUCCAAUCACGCUCCAGGGUUUUUAGGGCCCACUGACUCCAUUUCAAGUACAGUUGUCACGCAAAACUUCAUUUUAGUGGUAGUUCGUUUGACGUUUUCAAGGAUGGUUGGGUUGAGAUCAAACGUCAAGUUGACGUUUUGCGUGGCAACUUGAAUUUUGCUUGUGCAACAGUCAACAAAUGGCGGUCAAUUGGCAGUUUUCAGAAUGUUAUUAUUAUAUGUAGUAGUUUCGCAUUUGGUGGCAAGUGAAAACGAAGAGAGACAUAGUCUAAUUUAUUUGCUCAUUUGAGUAUUGACCCACCAUUUGUCGCUCUGUCUCAAAUUUGAAUUUCCAACCUGCAAACGGGUAAACUCUACCUUACAACAUUAGGGAAUGCAUUAGUUAGUCCCAAAAACACCAGUAUACUGUAUUUUACCACUUCCACAUGAAAUAUUGACACCACCCACCUUGUAUGUACCAUCACACAUACAUUGAACAAUAUUCCAUCUGAUUUCACUCAUUAUUACAGGAUGAUUUGAAGAGAACCGUCUUGUAUGACUUUCAUGUGAACCAAGGUGCUAAGAUGGUUCCCUUCUGUGGCUGGUCAAUGCCAGUUCAGUACAAAGAUGGUGUUCUCAAUUCUCACCAUCACACAAGAAGCCACACCUCGAUCUUUGAUGUCUCGCACAUGCUACAGUUCAAGUUACAUGGCAAAGAUCGUGUGAAAUGUCUUGAGAGUUUAGUUGUAGCCGAUAUUGAGGGUCUUAACGAGCAUCAGGGAAUGCUCUCUGUGUUUACUAACGAGCAAGGAGGGAUUAGAGAUGAUUUGAUAAUUAACAAAUUACCAAACGAACUUUAUGUUGUUUCUAAUGCUGGUUGUGCAGAUAAAGUCACACAACUUAUGAAGGUUAGCUAAUGAAGGGUAUGCUUUAUACAUCAAUAUAUGAUUUGGCCUAUCUGAACUAAGUGUGUUAAGAUUACAUGUUGAGAUCUGUUGAGAUUAGGGACAGAAUUAGGAUCAGAUUUGGUUUAAUUAAUAUUUCAGAUUUGGUUUAAUUAAUAAAGCAGAUGAUUUUACUCAUCAACGGGAGAGUGCUGGCACUUAAUGGGUUAAAGUCAGAUUAAGGAUUAGAUCCAGAUUGGGGUCAGGAUUAGAGGAAAGUCAGCCUCAGGGUUUGAUUAGAGCUAUGUUUAGGGAUAGGCCAGGGUCAGUGUAGAGUUUGGAUCAAGUUUAGGAUGUUUUAGUUAGGGUCAGAGUUGUGGUCAGGUGUAGCACUAGGGUUAAGUAUGGUCAGGUUUAGAAUUUGUUUUGCAAUCAGGAAUAUUCUGGUUUGGUUCAGAAAUCUGAUUUGUGUUCAUAUUUGAAGGAAAAAUGUGCAGCUGUGAAGGAAGAAAUGGAUGUUACACUAGAAAUACUGGAUUACAGAUCAUUAAUUGCACUUCAAGGUUUGAAAUAUACUUCACAAAGUAACUCCAGGAAACAUGGCUAGGAAACAUUCUUUGUUUGUCCAGCUCUUGCCUCAAAAGAGGGCUAUAGGAAGCAAUGUUUCCACGUGAUAGCACUUAUUUCAAAACUGGACGGUGACCCAGUAAAAUUUAUAACUUAAAUGUACCUGCAAAAAUGCAUCAUAUGCUAGGCUUUCAAAGCUAAAUAUUGUUAAAAAGUCAGGGCAUUUUAAUGAUGCAUGUGGUGAGCACAAAAGAAGUUGACUUGAAUCUCAGACAUUCUGCACUUAAAGGCCCGUUUACACGGGCGAUUUUUGCUGCGAUUUUAGUUGCGAUUUUCUCCUUUUGGAGGAUGUGAAGGAGUAGAUUACUUAAUGAUAUUGUUAUGAGAUUUCAUAACCAGGAACAUUUAUAACUGAUCUACUCCUUCACAUCCUCCAAAAGGAGAAAAUCGCAACUGAAAUCGCAGCAAAAAUCGGCCCGUGUAAAUGGGCCUCAAUAAAACCCUCUUUUCUUUGUUCGUGCAGGGCCUGAAGCAGUCCAAGCGCUGCAGGGAGGAAUGAAGGAGAAUCUCAAUGAUUUGUAUUUUAUGAAUGGUUUAACCACGGACGUUUUUGACAUUGCUGAUGUCCGCGUCACACGAUGCGGCUAUACUGGCGAGGAUGGAUUUGAGGUGACGAUGAGAACGUAACCCAUUCCCCCUGACUCCGACAAAUCACUGUAAAUUGGCUGUAUUUGUGCUAAAAAUGCAACAUCCAUCCAGCUGAUCGUCAAACUUAAGGCUGCUCUCCAGUCACGAAAUGGUCGGUUCAAUAUGUGUGUAUUGUAUUUUUGCUGGUUAAUUAAACCAACACACUACUAUUGUAUUUGUAUUUGUGUGUGUGUGUGUGUGUGUGUGUGUGUGUGUGUGUGUUGGUGUUAUGUACUCAGGUGAAUAUGAUGUAUGACACACACAAAAUAAUCAUAUCUUAGAAUACACUGAUAUCGAAGGAACUAGACUCAGUUCCGAAAUAUUAUCAACUCGAACCGACUUGAGCGCGUAGCUCAGUUGGCAGAGCAUUGGACUAGUAUCCCAAAGGUCGCGGGUUCCAUUCCCACCGUGGUCAAGCUAACUUUUCAGCUUUCCCGGUGUGGAUGCACACUCAGAGUAACAUAAAAAACAACACUGCUACUGCUUGAUUGGGUGAAACUAAAACAAUACACAUGUGACGAUGAACCGACCAAUUUUUGCAUAAACCAAGAUAAAAACAUAGAUAGUGAGGUAUAUUAUGUCUGCAUCAAGUUUCCUAACCUUAUUCUAUUGACUAUGAUCUAUCUCAACUACAGUUUAUAUUUAUUCUCAGUUAUCAGUCCAUAGUAAAGACGUUGAAAAACUAUGCGAGACACUGCUGAGCAGUAAGGUUGUGGACGUGCGUAUGGCAGGACUGGCUCCCAGGGAUAGUUUGAGAUUAGAGGCGGGCCUAUGUCUCUAUGGUAACGAUAUUGACGAAACCACGACACCUGUGGAAGCAACGUUACUGUGGACAAUCGGUAAGCAAUGGUAUCCUGACCAUAAAAGCCCUGUCUCCAGGUUUGUCCACCUUCGGGAAACAUGGCUAGGAAACAAUGUUUCCAGGUUUGCCCACUUUUGGGAAACAUGGCUAGGAAACAAUGUUUCCAGGUUUGUCCACCUUCGGGAAACAUAGCUAGGAAACAAUGUUUCCUGGUUUGUCCACCUUCGGGAAACAUAGCUAGGAAACAAUGUUUCCAGGUUUGUUCACCUUCGGGAAACAUGGCUAGGAAACAAUGUUUCCUGGUUUGUCCACCUUCGGGAAACAUGGCUAGGAAACAAUGUUUCCUGGUUUGUCCAUGCGCCUUCGGGAAACAUGGCUAGUCCUAGUUUGUCCACCUUCGGGAAACAUGGCUAGGAAACACGACUAGAAGACAAUGUUUAAGUAUGCCGAGCCAUCAACGAGCCGUCAUUUUUACGCAACCUUGGUUCUCCUCUAGGUAAAAGACGACGUGCUAAUGCAGACUUCCCAGGCGCUGAUAUUAUUCUAAAGCAGAUAUCGGAGAAACCUUCGCGAAAGAGAGUUGGCAUUAUCUCCAGUGGACCACCCGCAAGAGGUAGGUUUCACUAACCGUUACAGCAGAUGGUUUUCGACUUCACAAAUAUUGACAUUUAUAGGAGUAAGGAAACCCACCUAGUGAAGUAACACUCUUUCGUUUACGUUAUUUUUAGCGGGAGCUGCUAUUCUGGACGCCGAUGGCAAUGAAAUAGGUAAUGGUUUAACGAUUUUUUAUAAAUUUUACCUCAACUUGCCCGUUUCUAAUUCAAGUACCUUUUCUUAAUUUUUCAGGCAAAGUAACCAGCGGUUGUCCCUCGCCGUGUUUACCAAAACAGAACAUUGCUAUGGGUUAUGUCCAAACGAAACACGCAAAGAAUGGAAGCGCCUUACAACUGCAAGUACAUAAGAAACUGGUGCAAGCUACCGUCACUAAAAUGCCUUUUGUGCCCACAACGUAUUAUUUGCCUAAAAAGUCAUAAACUGUCCACUAUUAUGAGUAGUUUGGUCUAGGUUACAUAUAGGUUGGUUUAGGUGUUUAUAUAAUGCUACAUAACAUCACACAUGUGUGGUUCACUUAAAAAAGUAUUGACACUUAGGGAACGAGAAAAUGAUGACAAAAUCCCAUACGCUAAGUGAAUAGAUUCAAUACACACUAACAAUUUAGGCACUCUGAUAAAUUUCUUUCCUUUCUUUCUGAGUUGGCCACUUUAUGUGUUGCGUUGCUUCGCUUAAUGAAACCAUGAUAUGCCUUGCGAAAAGGUUUCCUUGAGCUAGUCAUGCCAGAUUUUGAACAAGAAAAAUUUUCCGGUGUUAAUUGCAACAAGAAUUUCUUUGUAGUAACAAGGACGUUUACUGGACUUGUCAGGGAUAACGUGCUUGCUUGCAGCCGAGAAUUUCAUUCAUUACUAUUAGGGGGUCAGCCGACACUUCUAUAGCACUGCAUAUAUCUAUACAUUAUACCUAAAAUGUCAAAAUUUAAAAGUAAAAAAAUAAUAACUCAAUAUAUGUAUUUUGUACAAUACCUCAAAAUUUAUUUUUAAUAAAUCUUCAUUCUUUCAUUUUGUGAUGUUAAAAUUUGUUCCACAUUGUUUGCAAGGUAAUUUCUUCAUUUUGUGAUGUAAAAAAUUGCUUUCACACUUCACAGAAACUCAGCUGACGACUUCAGGCAGCAGGUAGUUGUCAUUGAGCCUUUCUCGCCAACGUUGAAGUAACGUUUUCUCCAAAGAAAUUGCACGAGACGUAACUUCAAUUUUCCCCUGUUUCUUGUCCAGAUAAUGGACAGCAUCUGCAACAAGCUUGUCCAACUUCUCCUCUUCAGCCUCGUCCAAAGGGAUGUCUGUUUUCAACGGUGGAUUGAAUCUGAAGUAGACGUUCUUGGGUAGCAAGUCUUCAAGGAUUGUAUGCACAGCUGAAAGAGAAAUGGAAUAUUGUUAAAUCAAUGACGAGAAUUAAUCUG
Molecule: messenger RNA, 5549 nt
Organism: Paramuricea clavata
Lineage: Eukaryota; Metazoa; Cnidaria; Anthozoa; Malacalcyonacea; Plexauridae
Source: the annotation of a GenBank genome assembly